Messenger RNA from Paramecium sonneborni, 1628 nucleotides. NCBI's taxonomy places the organism in Eukaryota, Ciliophora, Oligohymenophorea, Peniculida, Parameciidae. The record is from the annotation of a GenBank genome assembly.
AUUUUAUUAAAUCAAAACGCAAGAGAGCCAUUGUAGAUUUGAGAAUAGAUGAGGAGUAUUUAAUGAGGCCGACUAGUAAUUUUUGAUAUAAAUAUUAUUAUAUUAAAAAAAUCAUUAAACCAUCAAACCAUUAAAUUUAGCUAUGAAUCAAAAAUAUUGCUUUAAAUCUUAUUUCUCUUAACAAUGUACUUAGUUUUGGGAUAAUACUAAAAUAGAUAAAACUUAAAAAUACAUAAUGGAAAAUCUUUACUAUAUUUAGACUCCUUUUGAGAGUACACCUUGUAAUUUGAGACUGAACAAGAAAAACCUUAUAAUGGAAUAGAAUGAUGUAUAAUAUAAAUAUAUAGUAAAUAGAGAUAGUAUAGUACAAAUGUGGAAAAUGCAGGAUUGGAAUUAAUAACAAGUGAUUUGAAUAAUGAUUAGGGAGUAAGAAUAACAAAGGGAAAUUUUACAUUUGAGUUUUUCGGUAAAAUAAAAUCAAUAUUUGAUCAAUUGAAGAAAACAAGCAUUUAGUUUAACUUUACUUAGAGAUAUACAAUAAAAAAAAUGAUAGCAAAGGGAACAUUCGCUACAGUAAUAAAUUAUAAAAUUUUUAGAUAUAUUUAGCGGAGUGCAGAUUCACUUAGAAUGAGUAUGCAGUGAAAUGUUUUGAGAAACGACAUAUUUAAAAUGAGAAGGAUAAGAAGAAUUUAAUAAAAGAAAUGUCGAUACUACGAUUAAUGAAUCAUAACUAAUUAUUGACAAUAUAUGAAGUUUUUGAGAACUCAAGUUAUAUAUAUUUUGUAUAGGAAUUAUUGAAAGGAGGCGAUUUACAUGAUUAUUUGGAGAGAAGUGAGAAAUUGAGUGAAUUAAAAGUGUCUCAGAUAAUUUAUAAUUUAUUGAAUGGGAUACAAUAUAUGCAUUCUCAAGGUGUUCUUCAUAGAGAUAUAAAGCCAGAGAAUUUGAUUUUGAGAUAGAAAAACAAUUUAAAUGAUAUAGUGAUAGGAGAUUUUGGAUUGGCUGAUUUUUAUAAAUAUGAUGGAAAUUAUUUAUAUAGAAGAUGUGGAACUCCAGGAUAUGUAGCUCCUGAGAUUCUACGUGGAUAACCAUAUGAUUAUAAGGUCGAUAUUUAUAGUAUUGGUGUAUUGAUGUAUAUAUUAAUAUCUGGUAAGAGACCAUUUGUUGGUAAAAAUAAUUAAUAAACUGUUAAAUUGAAUGAAUUAGGAGAUAUAAAUUAUGAUGAGAUUGAUUGUAGUUCAGAAGCAUUGUCUUUAAUGAAGAAAAUGUUAGAAUCAUAACCAGAAAAUAGAAUUUCAAUAAUAUCAGCAAAAUAACAUGCUUUUUUUACAAAUAAUUAAAAUAAAAGAGAUAAUAAUCCUAAAUCAAAAGGAACAUUAAAAUUAGAUGUGAAAUGUAUUCAACAACAGGAACAGUUUUCAGUCUCACCAAUCUUAACUUCUAGAACUUUCAAUAGAAAUUCAAUGAUUAAUAAUUUAACUGUUCAUACUCCACGAUAAUUACCGAGAUUAAGUCAUGAUAUUAAAUCUAUAAUUAAGACUGAAUCAAAUGAAAUUUAUAGAUCAACUAUAUCUCGUUAAAGUUUAAGUAGAGUCACUUUAAGAAUAAAUAAUUAAUACACUAAUAUGUGA